This is a messenger RNA of Andrographis paniculata, 1908 nucleotides long. Its product is annotated as monothiol glutaredoxin-S5-like. The coding region runs from base 115 to 423 and encodes 102 amino acids. Lineage: Eukaryota; Viridiplantae; Streptophyta; Magnoliopsida; Lamiales; Acanthaceae. The transcript has a single exon. The record is from RefSeq and is a predicted model, not a curated record.
CGUUCUAUAUAAAGCUCGCAUGCAUUUCCUAUUCUCCUCACUUAAAAUCAGAUAAAUUCUUGAUCAGUAUCAUCGUACGUGUUGCUCAUUCUGAUCGAUCGUUGAUCGUAAGCCAUGGAAAUUGCAACGAAAUUAGUGUCGGAAAAACCUCUGGUGAUCUUCAGCAAAACGACGUGUUGCAUAAGCCAUACCAUCACGUCUCUUUUCUAUGAUUUUGGUGUCAAUCCCACGAUUUACGAGCUCGACGAGAUGCCCAGUGGCUGGGAAAUCGAGAAAGCUAUACAACGGCUCGGCUGUGACCCGGCAGUUCCCGCCGUGUUUAUCGGCGGCGAGCUUGUGGGCGGAGCUAAUGAAAUUAUGAGCCUCCAUCUCAAAAGGGCUUUAAAGCCGAUGCUUAAGAGAGCCGGAGCUAUGUGGGUGUGAUAAUUACAAAUGUAUACUGAUGAGAUCGUUUACGUACUUUUAGACGGAUAAUGCGAUUUUGUUGCUUAUAGUUAUAAAAUUUACGAAUUUAAGGUAUGUUUGUUCUUAAUUUUUUACGAUUCUCAAUCCGCAGUUCUGUUAUUAGUAUAAAUAUUAUUAUUAUUUUAUAAUGAAAUAUUAAAAAAUAAUAAUACUAAAAAAUUUGAAUAAUACUUUUACAAUUUCUACUAAAUGAAGACAAAAUAAAUCAAUAAAAAAACCAUAAAUACUGAAAUAGCAUAACAUUGAUGUUACUUUAUUUAUUUAUUUGUAUUUUGAGGGACUUAUGUUGAAACGUGACUUGAAUUUAGCGGUCUACCGACCCUAAACCAAAGCGAAAGGGUUGUUUCAAUUGACCGGGUUCCUAUUGGGCUUAUCCUAAUUAAUAACAAAUGGGCUUAGGGUUUAGGGUGUUUUUGGGUGCUUAUAAAUAGACAACUAUGGUUCUUAGUCGGAUGACAUAUUGUAAAUCUCUGAAUCAGUAUAAUAAAAUCUCUCCGGUUCUUGCCCGUGGAUGUAGGUUGUAGGUUGACAUACCGUCACCGAACCAUGUAGUUCUUUAUUUGCUUUCUUUUUCGUUUUCUCAUAACAAGUGGUAUCAAAGCCAUAUCUCAUUGAUUGAGGAUGUCCUCGUAUAAGUUUGAUCUGGAGAAGUUUAAUGGGUCGAAUGACUUCAUGCUCUGGAAGGUCAAGAUGAGGGCACUUCUGGUUCAACAAGGAUGUGUGGCUGCGUUGAAGGGAGAAGACAAGUUUCCUAAAGACACGAAGGAGGAGGUAAAUGAGGAGAUUUUGGCAAAGGCUCAUUCCGCGAUCUUGCUGUCAGUUACUGAUGAGGUGUUACGGGAGGUUGUAGAUCAGAACAGCUUUUGGGUUAUGAAAUAAACUGUGUGAGAAGUACCAAAACAUGGCAAUGACUGAAGGUAUUAAGAAGGGUAUCUGGUUACAUGGUCUGGUGCAGAGUUUGGGCCUGAAGGUGAAGAAACCGGUGUUAUUCUGUGAUAGUCAAAGUGCUUUGAGUUUGGCUAAAAACCCAGUGUAUCAUGAGAGAACCAAACAUAUUGAUGUAAGGUUGAAUUUUAUCCGUGAUGUUCUGGAGGAAGACAAGUUUUCUAUUCAGAAAAUAGCUACAUAACACAAUCCAACUGAUAUGUUGACAAAUGCGCUACCGACGGAGAAGUUUGAGCGUUGCUUGAACUUGGUGAAUAUUCGCAGGAGGUAAAGCCCUCUCGGGGCAUCUGGCAGGAAUGAGACGACUGAGAGAUACUGACGAACCUUUGGCGGUUGGAGAAACUCCAAGUCAAGGUGGAGAUUGUUGAAAAGUGACUUGGAUUUAGCCAGAGUUCCUUUUGGGCUUAUUCUAAUUAAUAACAAAUGGACUUAAGGUUUAGGGUGUUUUUGGGUGCUUAUAAAUAGACAACUAUGGUUGGGCUUAUCCUAAUUAAUAAC